AUGCCUAAAGGCUUCUCCCCAAUCUUCCCUCCGCGGCGGCCCUCUGGCGUCAUUCGCUAUGCUCUCGCCCUCCUCCUAAUAUUCGCCUUGCUCUACAUUUCCAGUCACAAUUCGGGAGAGCAAUUUCGCCCAAUCCCUCAGGCUCCGCAUACCGCCUCAGAAUCACAGCCAGAGCCAGAUCACAAUGACCGGCCGCAACUGUUGGAACCGAACCCUAACCCGAAGCCCGUGAUCACAUUGGACGAGCCCUUCGAUAAACUCCCCGAAUCGAAUGACAAAGCUGGAAAGGGGCCGUCGUUUGCCACCACGCCGAGCAACCCAGAUGAUGGACACCCGAUUGGCAAAUUAAUAUACGAUGCUCAGCUCACGUUCGCCGAACUCCUUUCCAAGGAGUCCAAGUCUGUUGAGGAAGCUGCGCAAGCAUAUCGAAAACGCCGAGGCCGCCACCCUCCUCCUGGAUUUGACACCUGGUUCAAAUUUGCCCAGAAUAAAAGUGCUGUGAUCGUGGAGGACUUCUUCGACCAGAUCUAUGAUGAUAUCCAGCCGUUCUGGGGAAUAGAGCCCAAGCUCCUCCGUAAGGAAGCCGUGAAUUGGGAGAUGACCAUCAACGUCAGGAACGGCAAGGCGACAACUGGUAGUGAUUGGUUCUGGACUGAAAUUUGGCUCGAGCUUCUCAAGACAAUCGAGCACUUGUUGCCAGAUAUGGAUUUGGCGCUCAACCCCAUGGACGAGCCUCGACUGGUGGCGCCCCACGAAGAAAUGGUGAAGUUUAUGAAGGCUGCGGCCAAGACUGUCAAAUUGCCAAAGGCGAAGAACGUGCGAUCCGAUUUUCAGAAGCUGCCCCCUCCCCCGCCCCCAAAACCCAAGCUGGAUGCUAAAGGGAGACCCAUCAAGCCUCCUAAGAAGGUGGCGGAGAAGGGUACCGAGAAAGCAAGCGACAAGAGCACUGGGAAGACGACGGACAAGGGAGCAGGAAAGACAACUGAGACAUCUCGCAAGGGAACUGAGAAGAAAACAGGGACGACAACUGAGAAGGGCACUGAGCAGGGAAUCAAAUCAGGAGUUGGAAAAGGGACCGACAGCACGGCCAAUACGAAGACCGAGACGGACGUGACGAUGCAAAAGAGAGCAGAUGAAGAUACCCAGGAGGAGGUUAACACAAAAGAUGUGCAGGGGACUUUGACGGAGGAGGGAACCUUGGACGAUGAAGAGGUUGUCAAGACUGAUGAAAUCGUGCUUGACAAGAAGAAGGAUGGCAAGAUUUGGUACAGUGGCAAAGGAAAUUCAUCUUGGGACAUUGUCCGUCAGGGUUGCUCUCCCAAGAGCCUAGCGCGAACCACCGAACUCCAAAUGUCUUGGGCGAAUCGACCGGAAAUCAGCAUGAAGAUGGCCGAACCUCAUCUCUACAAGGGCUACGUUUCCAACUUUACACUCUCCUCUGAUCUCUGUCAUCAACCUGAUCUCCAAGGUCUUGAGGGCAUCCUCAUUGCGCCUAUUUCGACUUCUGCGACCCAUAGCGUGUUCCCCAUGUUCGGCGGAUCCAAGCUAAGCGUCAACAAUGAGAUUCUUAUCCCUGCUCCGAUGUAUUGGCAAGGAGACGAUCGUUUCACCGGUGGCAAGGACCACGGCCCUGCGUGGGCCUCCAAGAAGGAUAAGGCCGUCUGGCGAGGCGUCGCAACUGGAGGACGGAACAAAGCCACGAAUUGGCGGGGUUUCCAGCGCCAUCGGUUCGUAGCCAUGAACAAUGCUACCACCCUCGCUAGCAUUGAGAGGGGUGCGCAGCCUGAGAAUUUUGCCCUUCCUGAAGAACAAUACCAUAAUCAGGCCCAGGCCCAGGGUAAGCUGUCCAAAUGGGUCAAAGGAUGGUCCGACAUUGGAUUCACAGACCUUAUGUGCGACCCGCCGCAACCUGGUGGGAGCUGCAACUACACAGGGAAAUACUUUGGCGUUCAAGACAACGUCCCAAUGGCCGAUCAAUUCAGCAACAAGUACAUGCCGGACGUUGACGGAAACAGCUUCUCGGGUCGUUAUCUGGGUCUCCUGAAAUCCACGUCUCUGCCGAUCAAGUCCACCCUCUGGCGCGAAUGGCACGACAGCCGGCUUGUUCCCUGGAAGCACUUCGUACCUAUGGACAACAGGUUCGGGGAUUGGUUCGGGAUCAUGGAAUACUUCAUGGGCGUCAAUGGGGAGAAUAAGCAUGACCUCGCUGGCGAGAAGAUUGCUACAGAAGGGAAGGAAUGGGCCGACAAAGUUUUACGAAAGGAGGACAUGCAGAUAUAUGUCCUACGUGUGCUUUUAGAGUACGCUCGAGUUACGGAUGACGACAGAGGCAGUCUCGGAUGGGUCGAUGAUGUAUUAGCAGACCCAUCUUUGGAAAAGACCUGGUCAUGGUGGUGGUGA
Molecule: messenger RNA, 2400 nt
Organism: Clonostachys rhizophaga
Lineage: Eukaryota; Fungi; Ascomycota; Sordariomycetes; Hypocreales; Bionectriaceae
Source: the annotation of a GenBank genome assembly